AUGUGUAGUUCUCCUCAUCCAACUUCGACCUUCCUCUCGAGCCACAAUCUUGCUUAUCCGUCGAAGCUGCCCAAGUAUAUUUACAAUUCGGCCAACAUGAAACCAGCAUCAGCAGUCAUAAUCUCACAUCUGGUCACCGCAUUAGCUGCUCCCACAUGGACAGGCACAGGUCCCCCAGAUGUAGUCAGACGAAGUGACACAUGGAUUGGAAGCAGGGGCACUGCCAGCCUGAACCAGGCACAGGUGGAGCAAAUUGGCAAAGAUAUCCGUAUGCAUAACUCACGAUCAGAACUAUCACGGGGGUAUUGGGGGUGCUAA
Molecule: messenger RNA, 318 nt
Organism: Pochonia chlamydosporia 170
Lineage: Eukaryota; Fungi; Ascomycota; Sordariomycetes; Hypocreales; Clavicipitaceae
Exons: 1
Coding region: 1-318 (105 amino acids)
Source: RefSeq, a predicted model, not a curated record